AAGAAGAAAUGGCUCCGGUUCAAGAAAUGGAAGACAACACCAGUUGUCCCGCGGGCGGGUCAAAACGAUUCGAAUGUCAAGUUAUUGGUCUUCCCCGUCCGUCCGUACGCUGGUACAAAGAUGGUGUUAAUAUCACUACAAAUACAAGAUAUAAAUUUGAAUAUACACCUGAUGGCUGCGUGGUAUUGGUUUUAGAGAAUGUAACAGCUAAAGACCAAGGAGUGUACUCAUGUAGAGCUCAGAAUUCGGAAGGUAGCGCGGAAACUGUGGCGCAACUCUAUAUCAAAGGUAAAAUAUCUGAAGCUGACGGAGACACCCCAUCUAUCCAUACUAUGUCUUCAUUUAAAAAGGUCGAAAAUGAUGAUGAAAUGACACAGAGUCAAAGGCGCCCUCUUGUGAUUGGAAUGUCCAUUGACUCAGACAAUGUGCCACCAUCAGGAGACGAAACAGCUUUAGACAAAACUGACGGCACUGGAGACAAUGAAAAUGUCCAUGAAAGCGAAGAGAAGGGAACGAUAGAGACCAAACAGCAAAAAUAUGGAAAGAAAUUUGAUACUGGUGAUGAAGUGGAAAAUGAAUGCUCAGAAUCAGAUGAAGAAACACAAAAGGAUGGAGAACUUGCAAAUGUGGUAGUGGAUCUACUUGAACUAACAAAAUUCGGAAAUUCUGGACGGCGGCUCACGACAGAUAGUGGUAUUACAUCACGAGGGAGUUCUUUCUCAAGUGAGCCUGACAUAAAUAUCACAGAGGAAUCUAUACAAGAAAUGAAGGAGUAUCUUCAUGGGAAAGCUGAUGCUCUGUAUCAACCGUUUGAACACGACAAAGUAAAAGACAUCAAUGAGUCUGACAUUAAAACUGUUAUGGCUCGAAGUGAAAAGCUCGCCACGAAUGAAAAAGCAGAACAUUUAAAAAGUCAAAUUGUGAGUAUGGCAAAUCUUAGACAGGAGAAAUAUAAUACAGAUCGUGUAAAUGAACUAGACGCAAGUGUUUUAGCUGGCAUGUAUCUGUUCGAUACAGGUCCUUCUAAGUUAGAUGAGCACAGGCAUGGAAUUCCUUCACUUGAGCUCCUUGUCCGGAAAGAAGCGUUAGAAGCCAUACCAGAUGAUGAAAGGGGUAAUGGUAAAUUUGAAAAGUUUGUCUUAGAUUCCAAUAUAUCUAAUACGGAAAAAGAAAUGUCUCAUACACUUGUGGAAUACCAAACAGCUGAAAUAAUACACGAGUCUGAAACUGGUGAAAACAAUAAAGUUGAAAUCCUGAAUGCAAUUAACAUCGAAAAAAAUAGUGAAGCUGUUCGAAUACAUGAAGCAGAAAAACAUAUGAAAAUAAAAACUGUCAGAUACGUUGAGGACGAUGAGGAAGGAAAGGACGAAAUAAUUGGAGGACAGGAAACUCUUAAUAACUUAGCUGAAGAUAAGAGUAGUGAUAAGAUGACCAUGAAACACGAUAUAGACCUUCUAAAUAAGGAAGAUGAAAGCAGGAUUAACAAAAUUAAACGUGGUAUGAAAACUGAUGAUGAAAUAAAAGAUGAAACUACUAGAACCCUUAUUCAUACCGAUGCCGAUAUUGAAACAGGUAGUUCAAAAGAAGCAGUGGACAAAUCCAUUGGCUUAUCGUCUUCUUCGGAUGUAAACACUAGCGGUAUGAAUGACUUAUCUCAAGAUUUGAAUGUUGAAAUUGAAACACCAGAAGUUAAGACUAAAGAAGACAGUCAAAAUAUAGUUCCGUGUGAAAUUGGCGAAUAUGUAGAUAUAAUUCCAAUAAGCACCAUUGAUAGAUCAGUUGACCUUGAACAAUCAAGUAGAGUAAAUGCAUUUGAAGAUCAAGAAAAAUUUAGAGAAAAAAAUAAUGCUGACACAAAUGAAAACAAAGAAGAUGGUUUGCUUUCAGUCAGCAACAUAGUUGAGGAUGAGGAACCCGAUACAACUACUGCAUUUAAAGACAACGACAUUGCAACCGAUGAACAGAGUCAAGUCAGCUUGUCUGAAUCAAAUAACGUGAAAGACCUCGACGACAUUAAAUCAGAAACACAUCCGUCACAAGAGUCUCCAGACUUAAAAGUUGAAAGUGAAGAUGUACUGGAACACCAAAAUGAAACUACUGAAAACGACGAAAACUUUGCAGAAGACGACUCAAUAGAAAACAAUGAAGAUAAAAAUCAGUUGAACUGUAAGGUAAUGAAAACUGAUAUCUCCGGAUUACUCGACCAUGAACAGAUCGAUGACAGUGAAGGAAGAAUUAAGGCUGGAAAAUAUUUAUUUGUGAAUGAAGACUCAAGUGAUAUAAAUAAUAAGCAUAGCCGUGAACACGAAUACCAUGUGAGACAUGAACCAAAGACUAUGGAGGAAAGCGAAGGACUUAAUCCAGAAGAUCCAACUUUAACACAUGUUGACAGCAAAACCAGCGAAAACAAUAAUAACGAUUUUAGCUUCGAAGCUGGUGUAGCGGAAAAAAAUCUUGAGAAUGACACUGAAAUACGAGCUGACAGCUCUACUGUUUAUUCCGAAAGGAAAAGCGAAAAUGUAAAUGAUCCUUCAGUCGAAGCGGAUUCAUGUGUGUAUACGAAAAUUGAGGAAUCCAAGACAGCAGAUAAUAAAAGCAAACGCCGCUCUUCCGGUGAAGAAAAUGCAAGUGACCGUAUUAUCAAUGACAGUUCUGAAACAGAACUUGUAUUUUCAUCAACAGAUAUAAAGAAAAAGGAUAUCACAAAUGGUACAAGUCUUGACGAUAUUAAUGUUGUGGAAGAAAUUGCGACAAAUGAGGCAGAGUUAAAAUCUAUUGAAGAAACAUCUGAAAUGAAAUCCGGUUCAGUGCAAGAAAUUGCUCAAAAUGGUAUAAAUAAAAUAAAGAACGAACGCACAGAAACGCAUGUAAAAGAAUAUAGUGGAAAUUUGGAUGAUUCUACUGUGACAAUAGAUAACAAGUUUAGGCCACACAAUGCAGAAAUAAGCCAGCUUCAAAAGGUUUAUGAACAUAUUGAGGUACCCAGAAAAUCAAAGGAGGUCAUACUGUAUUCAGCCGAUGAGAAUUCAGAUAGCGGCAGAAAAUUCUCGGAGCCGUUGAAAGAUAUUGAUUUGGUACAUUUAGAUGAAACAAAACCGGAGGUACCAAAUAUCAUCAAUAUUCAAAAUAACUUUAAGCAAAAUGAAAUAAAAAUAAAAGAUGCCAGUUUAACAGAAGAAAUCGAAAACAAGAGUUUGUCUUUGAAAGACUUGUCGGAAGAUCAAUACGUUAUUAGAGCAAAAGAAACAGAAGCUACAAAUAGUCUUGUAGUUGCAUCAGCUGAUGAGAUCAACAUGGCGUCAUCGGAAAAUGAAUCAUUUCUUAUUGAAAAUAGUCAAAUGGUUCAACACGAUGGAACUGGACUAAUAGGAAACAAAAAUAUUACUGGGGAAAUAAAUGAUAUUUCUGAUAGUAAAAUGAAAGAAGGUGUUAAAGAAUUAAUUGACAAAGAAAGUGUUAAAGAAUUACAAACGAACAAAGUCGUAGAAAAGGAGGAUGAAGUAUCUGAACAAGAAAUAUCACCACAAACAGCAAAGACGGAAUCUGCAGUUAUAGAUCUUGACAAAUUAGAUAAUGUUACUUUUAAAGAAAGCGAACAAGAAGUGUCUGAACAACAAGUAAUUCCAGAGUAUUUGAAGAAAGGAAGUGAAGUCCCUGGCAUUGAAAAACUUUGUACUGUUGAAAAAGCUAUGGAUGAGUCGAUAAAGACAAUGCAAAGCAAUGCAUAUUCAAAUGAAGUGAAUGAAGAAUACAUAAUUCCGGAGAGCGCAAAUAAAGAUAAGGCUACACCUGAUAUACUUGAGGAUAAACAAUUGGUGGAAGAGAUACGUGCACCAAAGGAAGGCAAUUCUGAGCCUACAGUAGAAGUUUUAUCAGAUGACACAAAUGUACAGGUGACAGAGGGCAUUCCAGUAAAACUCCGUUGGAAAAUCAGAGGUAUAGCACUUUCGAACGUGAACAUUUAUAAAGAUGGGCAGAAAGUUGAGACGAGUGGCAGCAUCCAUGUAGAUAUUUCGGACGACAUAAUUUCGCUGAGUAUUGACAACGUCACUAUUACUGAUGAAGCAGUCUACUGUGUAAGAAUACAAGAAUCAGGGAGAGACUACGGUGAAGUUAGAUUGAAAGUCGACACUUCUGUCAGUACUGAAGGAAAGGAGAGUGCUGCGCCGGAGGAGCCACAGUUUGUUGUAGAGCCGGUUGUGGAUGUGGAAGAUGGGAGGAGGUUGUCUAUCAAGUGUUCUGUUACUGGAUUUCCUGCACCAGAAGUUACUUGGUAUCACCAGGGGAAAGAACUGGAUCAAGAUGCAUUAUGGGAGAUCUACAGCAAAGAUGGCUACCACUACCUUGGUGUGGGUGACCAGUCUGUACUGGACUGUGAAGAGAUUGUAUGCCGGGUAGAAAAUGAUCUUGGUUAUGUACAGAGAGUAGUAUGUGUGAGAAGAGAUGGAGAGGAAGUAUACUGUGAACCAGUUUUGCCACCUGUAAGUCCAGAGCCGUCUGAGGUUACAGAGUUAUCUCCAAGCAUAGAAAUAGAGAUCUCGGAAAUAGUUACUGCCAACUUAAGAAAACUUCCACUGGCCAGUGAUUAUACAGACAGGCUAAAUUUCGUUACAUUAAAUGCUGGUGAUGUUAUUGAAGUUCUUGCCUAUGAGACAGAAGGAAAAGUCCUUGCCAGGAACAUGCCUCACAAAGAUAAGGUGUGUUAUAUCCCUGUACAAGCUUUGACUGUCAGUGGUGACGUAAGCAGCCAGGUAUGUGAGAACGCAGCAAUCAAAAAUAACACCGAGCUUACAGAACAACAAUUAUACCAGAACAAAGAAGAGGCAACCAUGCCUGAGAGACGUAAAAUGAAGUCGCCCAGUCCGAAGAUGACGAGUACGCCCAAGAUGAAGCGUAAAGAAAUGGACACAGAAUCAUCCGAGGAACUACAGAAAAGACUGGGCUUCAGUGAUAACUUAGCACAAAAGAAAGAAUUUUCGACGAAAGAUUCGGUUGAGUUCACAGAAUACAAUGAUGGCACAACAAGACCAAUGUUCAAAAAGAGACUUAAAAGUGUUACAGCUAAAUCUGGAGAAAUGGCUCAGCUUGAAUGCACAGUUUCGGGUUCUCCACUUCCCAAAAUCCUUUGGCUGAAAAACAACCGGCCAUUGAAAGCUUGCGAUGGUUGUAAAGUGAUUGUUGAUGAAGGCACAAAUAUUCUGGUGUUCCCACAAGCAAGAGAAGAGGAUGUUGGGAUAUAUACAGCCAGAGCAAUGAACGUGAACGGAUCAAUUAUGUGCUCAGCUGAGUUCACAUUGUCUGAUGGUAGGGGACUACCAGCCCAGCCAGUUACAGACAGCCCAAUGGACAUGGAUUUUACAACACCCGCAUACUUCUUCCAGAUGUCAAGCUGUGAGGUGGCAGAGGGGAGACUGGCUAGAUUUGACUGCAGGGUUGUUGCUUACCCUAAACCAGAAAUUGUCUGGAUGAGAGAUGGAAAAGUGGUAGAAACCGAGCAACGCUUUAAGCUGCUAAACUUUAACAAUGAGAUUUAUUCCCUGCUUAUACAAGAUGUACGUAUUGAAGAUACUGGACGCUACACAUGCUGGGCCAGGAACAAAUUUGGCGAGGCUAUGACAGAAGCUUAUUUAAAUGUCAUAGCAUUAACUGAGCAAGAACCAGAAGGUGACAUAGCACCAAAAUUUCUCACCAGGUUCUAUGACCAACAAACCACAGAGGGUACUGCUACAGACUUCAAAUGUUUGAUAGCAGGACGUCCUGAACCGAGUGUAACAUGGCUGUUAGAUGAUCUUGAGAUACGUGAGGAACAGGGGGUGAAAAUGAGACGUAAAGAUGGGGUGGUCAGUCUGGAAAUAAAAUCACCAAAAGUGGACCAGUCUGGAACAUAUACAUGUCAACUUAAUAAUCCACUCGGGGAGGCAACAUGCAGUGCCCGAUUGACAGUGGUUGAAGACAAGCUGCACGGGAAAAUGCUGCCAAAAUUCUUGAAGAAGUUUGAUCAUGUGACAGUGAAGGAGGGAGAAGAGGCGAGGUUUACAAGUGUGAUUGUUGGUGAACCGAGACCUGAUGUGACAUGGCUGUUUGAUCAUAAACCAAUCUCUGACACAAACAGAAGGUUUCAGGUGAAGCAGGAAGGAGAUGCCUAUACUCUCAUUAUCAAAAACGUCAGAUUUGACGAUGGCGGUAAAAUCACAUGCAAGGCUUCCAACGAGGAAGGCGAAGUAUACUGCAGUGCUAACUUACAUGUGCGUGAGAGUAAAUACAUGAGAGAUAUGCCAGAACAGACUGGUGUAAAGGGCCAGGAUGAAACAGAUUCUAAAUUUGGCUACAUACCAACAUUUACCAAGCGUCUGCAGGAUCUGGAGGUCAAAGAAGGAGCAAAGGCAACAUUUGAAUGCAAGGUCAUGGGCAUCCCAGAUCCCGAGAUUUCAUGGAUGAAAGAUGGCAGAGUGAUUUCCCCUGGUGGGCGGUACCACAUGACUUUGCAAGGUGGGACAGGUCAGCUUGUGAUUGACAAUGUGACAGCUGCAGAUACGGGAGUUUACACAUGUAUUGUAUCUAACUCACAAGGAAAAUCCUCCUCCACAGCUGCCUUAAAACUUGAAGAACCAAAGAAGGAGAGGUACACACCUGACAGGCUUCUUGAAGAAAGGACUUCAAGAAAAGAGAGAUAUACUCCAGAUAAAUAUUUGCUUGAUGAUUCGACCUCUGCAAAACGUCUGUACCUAGAUACCGAUAGAUACGACAAGUACGACAAAUAUGAUGCAAAAGUCAAGAAAAGCUAUGAAAGCCCGCUGGCUUCUACAAAACUUGAAGAGAGUUACGUGCCUCGCUCAAAGAAGAAGUAUGACAGCCCAAAGAGUUCAUACGAUAGCUUUAAGCCUAAGUUUGACACCUCUUACGAAAGCCCAAAACUGUUGUAUGAUAGCCCACUGAAACAGUAUGACAGUGCUUACACCAGGCUUGAAAGUCCAGUUAGACAAUAUGAUACGUAUAAAAGGUACGAAAGUCCAAUUCGUCAGUAUGAGGGGGUGUCUACAAGGUACGAAAGUCCAAUUCGCCAGUAUGAGGGAAUAUCUACCAAGUAUGAAAGUCCUGUUCGACCAUAUGAAAGUAUUUCGACAAGGUACGAAAGUCCAGUUCGACAGUAUGAAGGAAUAUCCACAAAAUAUGAAAGUCCUGUUCGACCUUACGAAGGUAUUUCAACAAGGUACGAAAGUCCAGUUCGUAUGUAUGACACACCAAGGAGUUUGUACGAGAGUCCUAGAAGACGAUCUUCAGUAGGUAGAGAAGAAAAAAUUAAAGCUAUACCAAAAAUACCUUUUGAUAGGCCAGCAUUGUUGAACAAGCGUGAAGACUCAGUGCAACUUUCCUGGCUCCCAGCACCAACUUAUGACCUUCCUGAUGAUGCUAGACACAUUUCGUACGUUGUCGAAUCUCGAGAAGUGCCCAGCCGAGACUGGACAAAGGUGGCAUCUUCUGUGCCCGGCACUUCAUACACAGUCAGGCAUCUGAGACCAGACAAAGAAUAUGAAUUCCGUGUGCGAGCCCAGAAUCAACAUGGCGCUAGCGAACCUACUUGGAAUGCCACGCUUGAUAAAAGAGUUGAUGAAACUAGCAAACAGUUGGAUUUGCCCGAAAUGCGGGCUCCGCCCAGAUUGCCUACACAUCGACCAAUCAUUACUGAUUUAGGGGAGGAGACUUUGAGGUUGGCAUGGCGACCAGUGGAGACAUACCAGUCAAAGAGAACACCCCCAGUAUCAUACAGACUGGAAGCUAAAGAGCUUCCUGGAAAAGACUGGAUGCCUCUGUCAAGUCGCCUCCGAGACACAACCCACUAUUUGUCUGAGCUUCCACAUGACAGAGAUUACAUGAUCAGGGUGAGAGCAGAGAAUGAUUUUGGUAUCAGUGAACCAACAGAACCUUUGUGGCUUCCCAGGGCUACAGCAUUCCCCGGUGUUCCUGUUACCCGGCCAGAGAUCAUUGACUAUGAGGAUACUAGAGCCAAGUUGUCCUGGUCACGUGUUGAUAUACCUGCAUUUGGAAUGGAUGAUGCUCCACUUCUCUACAUGCUAGAGGUUGAAGAGCCACCACACAAAGAUUGGAGAACCAUCGCCAGAGAUUUAGACGACACUGAGUACAUUGUUGAGGGUUUGAGACCAGGUCAUGACUACAGGUUUAGGAUCCGAGCCAAGACACCAACCGGUAUAGUCAGUGAGCCAUCACCUGCAGUGUCACUCUACACAAAACUUGCCCAGACCAGGGCACCAGUUGACAGACUGGAAGUGUUAGAGUAUGAGCCAGAUACCAGAAGUGUGAAUUUGUCAUGGGACCGUGUAGAUAUUCCCCCAUACAAUAUAGAUGAAGAACCAUUGAUGUACAUGUUGGAAUACCAGGAACCACCACUGCCUGAGUGGAGAACACUUAUUACAGGAAUACCCACUACCAGAUACAGAGUGAUGCACCUUGACAGAGAAAGGGACUACAAUUUCAGGGUUCGAGCUCUGACACCUUACGGAGUCAGCCCACCCUCCCCAGCUUUGCCUGUAACCAUGAGGCAGACACCAGUAACGAGAGGUUUGCCAGAGAAAGUUAUAAUCUCAGAAGUGGAGCCUCACUCUCUGAGGUUGACAUGGCGACGACCAAUGUAUGACCUUGAUAAACCAAUCAAUUACCAGGUAGAAAUGUUGGAAUCUCCCUUUUCUGAAUGGCGACCAAUAGCAACAAGAGUCUUGGAAACCACAUAUAAAGUCACAGGUCUGAAGCCGACGAGGGACUACCAGUUCCGUGUGAUACCUCAGGUAGACACUGGGUACCUCGCUCCUAGUCCAUCAGCAUCCCUGACCACCAUGCCUGUCAAACCAAGGUUACCAUACAAAGAACCAAAAUUGAAAGAGUUGACCCCAGAAUCUGUCCAGCUGUCAUGGGGAUCAGCAGAGACACCUGCAUACCAGAGGAAACACUCGCCGAUACACUACAAGGUUGAGAUGGCAGAGUUGCCAUCCAGUAACUGGGUACCAGUAGCAAGAAAGGUACCAGAGACAACAUUUAAUGUGACAGGACUGAGACCGAACCAGGAGUAUAAGUUCCGAGUGUUUGCAGAAUCAGACAGUGGUUUGAGUGAACCUAGUAUGCCAGUGACACUCUACAGGAAGCCAGGUAAGUUGUUCUUGAUAUGA
Molecule: messenger RNA, 9179 nt
Organism: Mercenaria mercenaria
Lineage: Eukaryota; Metazoa; Mollusca; Bivalvia; Venerida; Veneridae
Product: muscle M-line assembly protein unc-89-like
Exons: 32
Coding region: 9-9179 (3056 amino acids)
Molecular function (GO): protein binding
Source: RefSeq, a predicted model, not a curated record